AUAUUUUACUUCCUUGAUUCCUUCUUCUGGUAACAAUCCCAAAAACCAAAAACAAAGCCCCUUUCUCUCUCUCUCUAUCUUUCUUCGAUGUCUACAAUCUCUGCAAAUCUGUGAUGCAGAGGAGGAAGAACCAAAAGGGUUGUUCUUGAAAGAUCGCCGGAAGGGGUUGAAGAACUGAUGGAUUUGCAGAGGCUUUGUGGGUUGGUUUUUGUUUCAGCUUUGACUGUUAUACUGGUCGGUAAUCCGAGCUCUGUCACUGCCGGGGAUAUAGUGCACGAUGACGAUUCUGCUCCGAAGAAGCCCGGGUGCGAGAACAAUUUCGUUUUGGUAAAAGUUCAAACUUGGAUUGAUGGAGUUGAGGCAAAUGAGUUUGUUGGUGUGGGUGCUAGAUUUGGAACUACGAUUGUUUCAAAGGAGAAAAAUGCACAGCAAACUCACCUUGUUCUUUCUGAUCCUCGCGAUUGUUGCAGCAAACCAAAAAAGAAGCUUACUGGAGAUGUUAUCAUGGUUGACCGAGGCCAAUGCAAAUUCACAACUAAGGCAAAUAUUGCCCAAGCUGCCAAUGCUUCUGCUGUCCUCAUUAUAAAUAACCAGAAAGAACUUUACAAGAUGGUGUGUGAGCCAGAUGAAACUGCUCUAGAUAUUCACAUACCAACAGUCAUGCUCCCACAGGAUGCGGGUUCGACCUUGGAAAAGAUGUUAAUGAGCAAUUCAUUGGUGUCUGUGCAGCUGUACUCUCCAAAGCGACCUGUAGUUGACAUUGCAGAAGUAUUUUUAUGGUUGAUGGCAGUCGGCACCAUCUUGUGUGCAUCCUUUUGGUCUGCAUGGAGUGCCAGAGAAGCAGCUAUUGAACAUGAAAGGCUAUUAAAGGAUGCUGCUGAUGAAAUCCCACGUGCCAAAACUCCUUUAGGUGCUAGUGUAGUAGACAUCAGCACAACGUCAGCAGUCUUGUUUGUUGUUAUUGCUUCAUGCUUCUUGGUUAUACUGUACAAGCUUAUGUCAGCCUGGUUCGUUGUGCUUUUGGUGGUUCUUUUCUGCAUAGGUGGUGUAGAGGGAUUGCAAACUUGCUUGGUUGCAUUGUUGUUGAGGUGGUUCAAACGUACCGGAGAAUUGUACAUUAAAGUACCUAUCUUGGGAGCAGUCUCAUACUUAACUUUGGCUGUUUCUCCGUUCUGCAUAACAUUUGCUGUUCUUUGGGGAGUUUAUCGCAACCUUUCCUUUGCCUGGAUUGGUCAAGAUAUACUUGGAAUUGCGUUGAUAAUCACAGUUCUUCAAAUUGUUCGAAUACCUAAUCUGAAGGUGGGUACGGUCCUCCUCAGUUGUGCCUUCUUGUAUGACAUCUUUUGGGUGUUUGUUUCUAAGAAGUUGUUCCAUGAAAGCGUGAUGAUUGUGGUAGCUCGUGGUGACAAAAGUGGAGAGGAUGGUAUUCCAAUGCUACUAAAGAUCCCACGCAUGUUCGACCCAUGGGGUGGUUUCAGCAUCAUAGGAUUUGGUGACAUCCUAUUACCAGGCCUGCUUGUAGCAUUCUCGCUCAGGUAUGAUUGGUUGGCAAAUAAGACUCUCCGUGCUGGAUACUUCAUUUGGGCAAUGAUUGCUUAUGGAUUAGGUCUUCUCAUCACAUAUGUGGCAUUAAACUUGAUGGAUGGGCAUGGCCAACCAGCACUUCUUUACAUUGUUCCAUUUACACUUGGCACUUUGCUGACAUUAGGUAAGAAGAGAGGUGACUUACAGAUUCUGUGGUCUAGAGGAGAACCGGAAUGGCCCUGCCCACAUAUUGAGCUUGAAGGUAGUCACGAAGUGAACGAAUAAAAGUUUAGAAACCAUUUUCUUGUAUGAUAUUUUAGUGUUGGCAUUGUAUAAUUAGUAGAAAUCUGGUAAAGAACCGACGAGCUUCGAUUAAUUUGGUAAUCUUGUCCGUAAGCUUAUUGCUCUUUAAAUUGAACGAGGGCGCUAUCUUAACUAUAAUUGCGUUCGUUUGGCA
This is a messenger RNA of Pyrus x bretschneideri (Chinese white pear), 1981 nucleotides long. Its product is annotated as signal peptide peptidase-like 2. The coding region runs from base 178 to 1809 and encodes 543 amino acids. Lineage: Eukaryota; Viridiplantae; Streptophyta; Magnoliopsida; Rosales; Rosaceae. The transcript is spliced from 14 exons. Gene Ontology annotation, cellular component: lysosomal membrane; cytoplasmic side of endoplasmic reticulum membrane; Golgi-associated vesicle membrane. Gene Ontology annotation, biological process: membrane protein proteolysis. Gene Ontology annotation, molecular function: aspartic endopeptidase activity, intramembrane cleaving. The record is from RefSeq and is a predicted model, not a curated record.